Equus caballus (horse) is the source of this 4815-nucleotide messenger RNA. It is a transcript of the gene PNPLA1, whose product is annotated as patatin like phospholipase domain containing 1. NCBI's taxonomy places the organism in Eukaryota, Metazoa, Chordata, Mammalia, Perissodactyla, Equidae. Gene Ontology annotation, cellular component: lipid droplet; membrane; cytoplasm. The record is from RefSeq and is a predicted model, not a curated record. Gene Ontology annotation, biological process: triglyceride catabolic process; lipid homeostasis. Gene Ontology annotation, molecular function: triacylglycerol lipase activity.
CCCGGUCCCCACGCCCCCUCCCUUACCCUCUGGGCUCCAAAACAUCUCUGCCCUGACCCCGGUACUCUCAUAUCUGGCUUCCCAGUCUGUUCAUCCUUGGGGUUAAAUAUCACCAUCUGACACUUCACAUUUCAAAGUGGGGUGAGCAGUGUACGAUAUGAAGCCCCAAACACUUAGAAUGAUCUAGACUUCAGAUUGAUUUCUUCUGAGACCCUUAGGACACAGCAUGAAGAUUUGGGGUUUGGUGAGAGGGUGCUGCCUAAGGGUCAACGGGUCAAUGAAGCGCCGGGGAGAAAAGACGGUGAGAGAUGGAGAGGCGGUGGUGGGCGGGGCCCCUGAAGCCAAACUUCUCUUCCUUGACAAUUUUGCUGGUGCCCAGUCCUGACAUCUGAAUAAACAGGGAAGUGAAUAAGCAGAGGGGUAUUUACGUAAGAAGAACAAAUAACAAUAAUUGUCUAACACAUCACACAUACCACACAGGACCUGGAGAAGGAGCCGAGGGAUGGGUGUCGCUGUGGGGGGGAAGGGGGGAUGUGAGUGUGUCCCCCUUAGAAACAAGAGCCAAUUCCUGCCCCUGCGUGGAAAGAACAUGGUCCUCCUGGAGGGAGGCCAGCAUUUAAUUCCCUUACUACCACAGCGUGCCAGGGAGGGAGGUGCCCUCUGAUAACCAUCGGAGAGGUUUUGCAACCCCAUGUGUGAAGGCUUCGGGCUUCGGGCUGAGGAGCUCCACCUCUUUGGGCUGGCCCUGCACGGCAGCUCCGAGGUGUACCCAGCAUGGGCAGAGGGCUGUCUGGGCCAGAGAUGAAUCCAGCCACGCAAUGAAACCAGGGGGGCGCUCAAAGGACCAGGACACUGCGCACACAUCUGGGGGACCUUCUGCACCUUGUCCUGGGCUUUUGGGGCUGCCUCCUGGCGGAGCUCAAGUCCAGGAAUCAGCUGCCUGAGCCACCCGUGGGUGUCCCAGCUGACCGGGGAGAGACAGCCACAUUCCAGGCUCCAGGCUGUCAGGGAAGCUCGGCAGCAAGUUCCAACAGGAGGGCGGCCAAGCUCGGGCAGGCAAGCACGGAGGCCUCAGGCUGAAGAGAUGGAAGAACAGGUGUUCAAGGGGGACCCAGACACCCCUCAUUCCAUUUCCUUCUCGGGCAGUGGAUUCCUCUCCUUCUACCAGGCCGGGGCCGUGGACGCCCUUCGGGACCUGGCCCCCCGGAUGCUAGAAACAGCGCAUCGCUUUGCUGGGACAUCAGCAGGUGCUGUGAUUGCGGCCCUGGCCAUCUGCGGGAUUGAAAUGGACGAGUACCUCCGAGUCCUCAAUGUAGGUGUGGCCGAGGUGAAGAAAUCCUUCCUGGGGCCCCUGUCCCCAUCCUGCAAGAUGGUGCCGAUGAUGAGGCAGUUUCUGUACCAGGUCCUGCCUGAGGACUCCUACAAGGCCACCACAGGGAAGCUCCACGUGACCCUCACCCGCCUCACAGAUGGGGAGAGUGUCGUGGUUUCAGAGUUCACGUCUAAAGAAGAACUCAUCGAGGCCCUGUACUGCAGCUGCUUUGUCCCUGUGUACUGUGGCCUCAUCCCCCCAACUUACCGUGGCGUGCGGUACAUCGACGGGGGCUUCACGGGCAUGCAGCCCUGCUCCUUCUGGACCGACUCCAUCACCAUCUCUACCUUCAGCGGCCAGCAGGACAUCUGCCCCCGGGACUGCCCCGCCAUCUUCCAAGACUUCCGCAUAUUCAAUUGCUCCUUCCAGUUCUCCCUGGAAAACAUCGCCAGGAUGACGUACGCCCUGUUCCCUCCGGACCUGGUGGUCCUGCAUGAUUACUACUACCGAGGGUACGAAGAUGUCGUUUUAUACCUGAGGCGGCUGAAUGCUGCUCACCUUAAUUCUCCCUCCAAGAGAGUGAUUUUCCCCCGGGUUGAAGUCUACUGCCAGAUAGAGCUCGCCCUGGGCAAUGAGUGCCCUGAACACAGUCAACCAAGCCUUCAAACAGAGCAGGCCAGUCUGGAAGAAUCUGUACAACUUCACACACCAGGGGCUCCCAAAGAGGAGAGAAGGGGUCACCACGGUCCACCUGUGUCCCCAUCUGUGCAGACACCUGAGUCUACAUGGGAGUGGGCUGUGGAGUCACCUGAUUCUCCACCUGUCUCUUCAUUUGAGCAGUCACCUGUAUCGCCACUUCCCUCUUCACCAUCACGUCCUCCAACUGACGUGCCACCUAUAUCCCUCCCAGCUGUGCACUCGCCACCCAGCUCAACACCUGGGCCGUCACCCGUAUCACCACAGCAGCAGAUACAACCGUCGGGAUCACCACCCAGAUCCCCACCCUCCCAGUCAUCUGUGUCACCCAGGCCAUCCCUGGGGCCUUCAGGUGUGGGGGCGCCUCAAACAUUGCCCCCAUGUUCUCCUUCGGCAUCACCUGCACAGCUACCUGUGGAGGAACUGGGCCCAGAACAGCCCCAAGCUCUCCCUGCUUCUUCAAAUCCAGACAGCACCGUGCCUCUGGUCAGUGCGAAGGAAACCACCAGCGAGCCUUAUGCAGUGGAGAGUCCUGCUGAAGACUUCAAUUGGGUGAGCAAGAUAUUCAAGAAGAACAAACAAAAGACGAGUGGCACCAGAAAGGGCUUCCCAAGACAUCCCCGAUCCGAGAAAGCAGGCAGCAAAGCGCAGUGAGCACGACUAACGUUUCUUAAAUUGCACGGGGAGGAGCAGCUCCAGGAGCAGUCCGCAGGAGGAUUACAAGGGGUAGAAGGGGCAUCAGUGAGGAGGGCACUAGGAGCUGGGCCUUGGGGUCGGACACACGCAAGGUCAAAUCCCCGCCCUGCCUCCGUCUCACUCAGUGACCAUGCGUAGGACACGUGCUCUCUCUGAGCCUCUAUUUCCUGACCUGUAAGAUAGGGACAAUAGCAACUCAUCGGGUUGUUGUGAGGGUUUAGUGAGGUCAUAUGGAAAUGGCGUCACAGAGUGCAAGGUGUGUACUAGCACUCAAUAAUUUGUAGACAUUAUGGUUAUAUCACUCACAGGGCUCACCUCAAUACCUCUCAGCCUCCGAAUAGAACUGUACUUAAAACCCAAACUAGAAAGGUGGAUGCCCACAUAACCCUCAACACGGAGAGCUCAAACUGUUGCCAACCUACAGCGAAAAGCCCUAACAAUGUAGGCCUGCUUCUUGGAGCUUUUGGACUCUAUUAUAUUGUCGUUGACUUAAUGAGCCCAGCUUCAUCGAGCACCUGCUAAGUGCCAAGCCCUCUUCUUGGUUCUGGGGAUUUCAAGGAUAAAUUAAACUCCAUCGCCAACUUUCAAUCCCAAUUUCAUCCCAAGUUUCAAACCCAAAUUGAACUUCAGACCAAAGAUAGGAGUAAAACCUACGAAUUUGCUGAACUGUGAGCCCCAGAUAAACCAAGUCUUAAUUUUUUUACUAAACCACAACAUAGUUUUUAAAGGUAUCUGUAUAUAUAUAUAUGUGUGUAUAUAUAUGUAUAUAUAUGUAUGUAUACGUGUAUAUGUAUGUGUACACAUAUGUGUGUAUAUACACAUAUACACAUGUGUAUAUGUGUAUGUAUACACCCACCUGCAAAUUAAAAAUGCCAGCCUCAGACACAAACCAAGCCAGGUGUUAUCUAUCAUUAUUUCACUGGACUAUCAAACUAUUCUCUAAAUGGAACAGUCUCACACUGCUAUUUAAGUUCCUUUAAGCCUUUCUUGGUCAGAAAAAUCCCUAAAUCAUUCUAAGCAACAUCCUUCCGGGUUACCUCUGUUCCAGGUGGGGGCCCCUGGGUAGCACAGGGAUGUGUCAGGUAGACCAGGGUCACCCUGGCAGCCACAGGGCCACUUCAAAGGCUGGACAAGUAGGUCUUUGGUGGGUGGUAUGAAGCAACAUGGGGGAGAGGAGAUUCCCAGAGCUGCUACAGGAAAUGGGACAGACCCACAUGUGAUUUGCUGGAUUAAAGGAUGGGCAGGGAGGGUGCAGGACCCAGGAGGCAGUUGGCGGUCCCUGGGGGUCAGGGGAUCAGUGCAGCCUGGGACUAGUCUCACUCUGUUCCUUGCCUCCAACCCCAAGACUUCCCUGACCUCUGAGUGUUCGUCUCUCUGCCCUAGGAGCUCAGGGUCGAGUCUGAUGAUGAGAAUGUAGGCCGGUCUGCCACGGGCGUGAGGAAGCCUCCGUGGGGCUGGGCGUGCCAUCCCGGAGCUGGGCGCAGACUCGGGUCCCUUCGUUCCAGGGCCAGGCCUCUCCCCAUACAUUGAGCAGCGGGAACUACGCAUUUCAGCUGGGGCUACUUGGUCGAUAAACUUUUAGGAAUCAAGGUGCUUUAUAAAGAAGCAGGAUGUGACAAAAACAAAACAACCUUCGGAAGCCAUGGGAAACGCUGUUGUCAGUGGGUCACACAGCCUGCUCUGGCAGGUGGUGUCUGCGGCCCUCCUUUAUAGAACGGGUUAGGAAACUGCCUGGGGGCAAUUUACCAACUAAUGACCUUAAGCAAUCCCAUGCAGACUGACUGCUUUGAGCUUCAAAGACUAGGGAGGGGGUAGAAAAGAGAAGCUCAAAAACGAUAGGCUUAGAGGAGGAGGGGUGAUCCAGGAAGACGGGAAAUAGGCUCCUUUCCUCCCAAACUACAGUCACGAGAGACACCGUCACAUCCAUGGGCUCGCCCUCUGCAAACUCCUGGUCCCCAGCUGACAUCCCUCCCAACAAAGAGGGGAAACAACCCCCUCCCCACCCCAAGAUCUCAGUGGCUUACGAAACGAAACGAGCUUUUGCUUUUCUCUCCCACAGGUCUGUGUCUGGCUGGGUUGGCUCUGCAUAGGCUACAGGGUGGGGCCAAAUC